AUGUCGAAAAGAGUUAAAUUAAACGAGGACAAUUCCACGGAUGCAGAUGGUGAAAAUGUUACCGAAACCGUACAGGCUAGAUUUGUUUCGGAUACCGGCGAUGAGGCUGGGCCUCCAAUCGAUUUACCAGCUGGCGUAACUGUUGAACAGUUGGGUUUAAUUUGUAACGCUCUGCUUAAAAAUGAAGAAGCCACGCCGUACAUCUUCUUUGUUGGCGAUGAUGAAAUUAAAAAGACAUUGGACACCACUCUGGACCUCAAGACAAUUGAUACGGAAAAUGUCAUUAGCAUUGUAUAUCAGCCACAGUCGGUGUUUAAAGUGCGUCCAGUGACCAGAUGUACAAGUUCCAUGCCUGGCCAUGCUGAAGCUGUAAUUUCUAUAAGUUUCAGUCCCGAUGGUACGCAUUUGGCUAGUGGAUCUGGUGACACAACUGUACGACUUUGGGAUCUUAAUACGGAAACGCCGCAUUUUACAUGUACUGGUCACAAACAAUGGGUUAUGUAUUUGGCAUGGUCACCAGAUGGAAAGAAGUUGGCAAGUGCCUGUAAAACAGGUAAUAUUAUGCUAUGGGACCCGGAAACGGGCAAACAACUGGGACGCACAUUAACGGGUCACAAGAAGUGGGUAAAUUGUUUAAGUUGGGAGCCAUAUCACAAAAAUCCAGACUGCCGUAAAAUUGCAAGUGCCAGCAGUGAUGGUGAUUGUCGAAUCUGGGAUACAGUACUGGGACAAUGUUGCAUGGUAAUAUCGGGCCAUACAUCAGCAGUUACUGCUGUGCGUUGGGGUGGGGCAGGUUUAAUCUACACCUCAUCGAAAGAUCGAACGGUAAAAAUUUGGCGUGCCGCUGAUGGUGUUCUCUGCCGAACAUUCACCGGUCAUGCCCAUUGGGUGAAUAACAUUGCUCUUAAUACUGAUUAUGUUCUGCGAACAGGUCCAUUCCAUCCAGUUCAGGAUCGAAAUAAAAAAUAUUGUGACAUAAAAAAGGAAGAAUUACAGAAUAUGGCAUUGCAACGUUACAAACAAGUGUGUCCAGACGAUAUUGAAUCAUUGGUAUCUUGCUCGGAUGAUUUUACACUGUAUCUGUGGGUAUCCAAUCAAAAUAAAUGCGUACAGCGUAUGACAGGGCAUCAGAAUGUUGUAAAUGAUGUUAAAUACUCGCCAGAUGUAAAACUGAUAGCUUCAGCUUCAUUUGACAAAUCUGUGCGGCUGUGGCGUGCCAAGGAUGGACAAUUCCUAAACACUUUCCGAGGCCACGUUCAGGCCGUUUACACAUUAGCAUGGUCGGCAGAUUCCAGAUUACUUCUUAGUGGAAGUAAAGAUUCAACAUUAAAAGUUUGGAGUGUACAAACCAAAAAAUUGGCACAAGAACUUCCGGGACAUGCUGAUGAAGUGUUUGCUGUAGAUUGGGCACCAGAUGGCUCUAAAGUAGCAUCGGGUGGUAAAGAUAAAGUUGUCAAAUUAUGGGCCUACUAG
Messenger RNA from Musca vetustissima, 1473 nucleotides. RefSeq names its product protein Notchless (gene Nle). The transcript has 5 exons. Bases 1 to 1473 code for a protein of 490 amino acids. Gene Ontology annotation, biological process: Notch signaling pathway; ribosomal large subunit assembly. Lineage: Eukaryota; Metazoa; Arthropoda; Insecta; Diptera; Muscidae. The record is from RefSeq and is a predicted model, not a curated record. Gene Ontology annotation, cellular component: nucleolus. Gene Ontology annotation, molecular function: protein binding.